Aspergillus neoniger CBS 115656 is the source of this 824-nucleotide messenger RNA. RefSeq lists its product as uncharacterized. The transcript has 2 exons. The record is from RefSeq and is a predicted model, not a curated record. NCBI's taxonomy places the organism in Eukaryota, Fungi, Ascomycota, Eurotiomycetes, Eurotiales, Aspergillaceae. Bases 279 to 599 code for a protein of 106 amino acids.
GAUGAUUCUGUUGAGGAUCAACGUGAGUAGAGCAGAGCACUGACCUCGUUAUUGCGCUUCUUCGAGGAUCUUCACGCUCGGAUGAGAGGAGCUCAGUGAUCCGAAGUAUCCAGACCAUGAUGCCAUGGGCUCUGGGAACAGCAUAAAAGGGCCCUCGAUUCCUGCCCUUCUGUCUGUAUUCCAUCCAGCAUCACAAUCGCAUUAUCUCUCCAAUCCUCUACAAAGAAACACUUCUACUUUAGUUUUUAUAACUAAUCUUUACCACUACAACCGACACCAUGCGUUUCUCCGUCAUCUCUGUUUCCCUCCUCUCCCUCUUCGCCUCCUCGGCUCUGGCUAUCCCCUCCGCUUCUGGCGCCUUGAGCUGCAGCGAUGUCAGCUCUGAGGUCUCUGGCUACGAGCAGCGUCUCGCAAAGGCCACCGACACCAGCUCUCCCAAGUACCAGGCCGCCCAGAACCUGAUCAACUCUGCCAAGAACCUCGAGUCUGCCGACUGCGGCAGCUCCAGCAAGAGAUCCUACUACCCCCCCGAGAGCACCGGUCUCAUUGGAGAGAUCCUGAACGCUGUUGACUCGCUCCUCGAGACUCUCGGUCUGUAAACGACCAACCUAUCACCGAGAAGCGCGACUCUCGACGUCGCGCCUGGGAUCGUCCCGAUCAAGUUCCCUCACAGAGUCGCCGGACGAUGGAGGGAUGCAAUGUUCAGGAUGACCUCGGUAUAGGUUUUUUCCUGAAGGGUUUCCCUAUAUCACAAUGCAAAUGCAGGGGUCAGGGAUCUGAAUGGAAUAAUGGCGAUGUUUCCUAUGUUAAUAAUGGAGAUGUAC